This is a messenger RNA of Python bivittatus (Burmese python), 3509 nucleotides long. RefSeq names its product fibulin 5 (gene FBLN5). Gene Ontology annotation, molecular function: calcium ion binding. The record is from RefSeq and is a predicted model, not a curated record. NCBI's taxonomy places the organism in Eukaryota, Metazoa, Chordata, Lepidosauria, Squamata, Pythonidae.
CUGUAUUCACUCCAGUGUCUGAGGAGGAGCAGACCACUCUGAUUCCCUUCCCUCUCCUCCCCUCCCUCCUCCUUCCUUCCCCUUCUUCCCCUCAUUCUUUCUGUCUCUCUUUCUCUCUCCCUGUUUCUCUAUGAUUUGGUCUUUCAUUCUCUGGAAAAUAAAUGAUGGUAGGUCUGAAGUUCUAGCAAAAGAUUUAAUGUACAAAAGUAUUUUUAGAUAUUCAGCUGUACGGGCAUUAUUGUUUUACCUCCUUGGCUUUAUUCAUCAGUUUUGGACAUGACAGCAUUUAAAAGGUUAAUGCCCAUUUUCAUGGCUGUUGGCUGCCUUAUUAGUCAUGGAAAGACACAGCAACAGUGCUCAAAUGGGUUUGAGAUGGAUCGUGCCUCAGGCCAAUGCUUAGAUAUUGAUGAAUGCCGCACUAUUGCUGAGGCCUGUAGAGGAGAUAUGGUGUGUGUCAACCAAAAUGGGGGCUAUUUAUGCAUUCCACGGACAAAUCCUGUCUAUCGAUCCCCGUAUUUGAACCCUUAUGCAUACCCGCCACCUCCAGCCCCAGCUCCUGCUCCCAAUUAUCCUACCGCUGGAAGAGCUCCUCCCAUUUGUCGGUUUGGGUAUCGAAUGAAUGAAAACAACCAGUGUGUAGAUAUUGAUGAAUGUGCAACUGAAUCACAUCAGUGCAACCCUACCCAAAUCUGCAUCAACACUGAAGGAGGAUACACUUGUUCCUGCACUGAAGGAUACUGGCUUUUAGAAGGCCAAUGCUUAGACAUAGAUGAAUGUCGCUAUGGAUACUGUCACCAGCUAUGUGCCAAUGUACCUGGCUCCUAUUCCUGUACCUGCAACCCAGGAUUUGUCUUGAACGAAGAUGGAAGAUCAUGUCAAGAUGUGAAUGAAUGUACAACUAACAAUCCUUGUGUACAAAACUGUAUCAACACUUAUGGAUCAUUCCUUUGUCGUUGUGACCCUGGCUAUGAGUUGGAGACCGACGGCAUUAGCUGUACUGAUAUGGAUGAAUGCAGCUUCUCAGAAUUUCUCUGUCAGCAUGAAUGUGUUAAUCAGCCAGGUAGUUACUACUGUUUCUGCCCUGCUGGUUAUGUUCUUCUUGAGGACACUCGAUGCCAAGAUGUUAAUGAAUGUGAGGUUGGGAAUCACACUUGUACCGUGCAGCAAACAUGUUUUAAUGUCCAAGGAGGAUUCAAAUGCCUAGACCCAGUAAGAUGCGAGGAUCCUUAUAUCCUGAUCAAUGAAAAUCAUUGUAUAUGUCCAACUGAAAAUCCUAGCUGUAGAGACCAGCCAUUCACCAUCCUGUACAGGGACAUGGAUGUAUCAGGACGUACUGUGCCCUCCGACAUAUUUCAGAUGCAAGCAACCUCACGCUACCCUGGUGCUUAUUACAUCUUUCAGAUCAAAUCAGGAAAUGAAGGCAGAGAAUUCUAUAUGCGGCAAACUGGACCUAUCAGUGCCACGCUUGUGAUGACUCGUCCUCUGAAGGGGCCACGUGACAUUCUGUUGGACCUGGAGAUGGUCACUGUUAACACUGUCAUCAAUUUCAGAGGAAGUUCCGUCAUUCGACUGAGGAUUUAUGUCUCACAAUAUCCCUUCUAAACCUAGACUGGUAUCGCUUUCUCUAAAACAACCACAGCAGCAGCUGAAAAAGGACCAUUUUCUGCCCAAACCUUUUUCUCAGGAGUCAGUUCUUCUAACAACUCAACAUGAAAUUAGUAUUAAAACAUGCUACAAUUGCUCAUAUUACAAUGAUCGGUCAGUGCUUCUUGUGGUUUAAAGGCACCUGAGCUUUGAAUUAUCAAUGGAUUCUAUAGAAUUAUUUUGUUUUAUUUUGCUCAUGAGUGUUAAGAUUCUUUGGUCUUGCUUUCCAAACUUUUUCUAAAAUGUGAUUAAAAGCUUUAAAAACUGUGAAGCUCUUCACUGUAAUGGCAAUGCUGUUUAGCCAAGACACUAGAGAACUGGGGAAAAGCUGGCUUCUACUGUUCUGCUUUCUAAAAAUGAAGGAAAAACAAGUAAAGCAUGCUUGUGGAACCAGGAAAGCAUCAGCCACUCUCUCAGAAAUGUUUAUGGAAUAACCUUACGUUCUGAACCCUGGAUCUGGGUCAGGGGGAAGAAUUCCUUAUUGGCCUUCCUUUAUUGUUUUUCCCCAGAUGGAAAGGUUUUGCUUAUUUCCAGGCCAGGAAAUUGACUGCCUGGAGAUUAUGGCCAGAAUCCAAACCAACUACAGCUAUUACACCUGCCUAAGAGAACUCUGCGCUUGUACUUCUUGAAUAUACCCACCUAUACCCUAGGCAACCUGUUCUUAAAAUACAGAUAAUUUUCAAAACCAGCUUGUACCAUGGCAUGUCAGGUUGAAUGCUCAACUUGAAAAACUUUUUUUUAAAGUCCUAUCAGGCACAAGAAAUGUAUUGGGCACACAUCAAAAUAACUCUUUGGAUACUGACUAUUAUGGGUAGUAUGCACUUAAUGGCAUACAUAUUUAUUGAAAAAUAGGCCAUUAUGUUCUAUAUUUAUUCUAGGCCCAUUUCACUAACAGUCACGAAGCAGCCUACUGCUGUGUAAUGAUUGUUCAGUAUGAAGUCUGGGAAAAAAAUCCAUACAUAUAGGUCAUAUUUUAGCAGCAUUAACAGAAACAUUUUUUAUUCUUAAUUUUAUUAAGCAUCAUUUUAUAUUACUCUUCUUCUCUUUUCUGCAUAGGAAAAGCAAUGCAUCUGCGAUCUAAGAAAAAAGAUAUUCAGGCUGGUAGUAAGCAUAGCUCAACAGAAGAGUAUCUAAGUUCCUAGCGUAGCCCCCAGCGUUUCCAGUUAAAAGACCUCAGGAAGCAGAAUGGGAAAACUUCUAUCUAAUGCCUCAAAGAACUGCCACAAGCAAGCCAGCCAUUACAGGGCUAAAUGGACCAGUGGUUUAACCUUGAAAAAGGCAGCUUUUUCUGCAUAUUAAAAAACCAGAUGUUCUGUAUCCAGUGAUGUGUGUCCCAAAUAUAGGUAGUCCUUGAUUAACAAUCACUCAUUCAUAACUGCUUGAAGUUAUGAGGGUGCUGAAUGAGAUGACUUAUGGCUGGUCCUCAAAGUUGCGCCUACCAUAGCAUCCCUGUGGCCAUGUGAUUGCAAUUCGGGCACUUGGCUACCAGCUCGCAAUUACAAUGGCUGCAGCAUCCCGCAGUCAUGUGAUCACCAUGUGCGACCAUCACUGUUGGCUUCUGACGAGCAAAGUCAGUGGGGAAGCCGGCAGGAGGUUGCAAAUGGCGAUCACGUGGCAUCACACGUAACAGCUGGUGGGAUUUGCCUAACAACCACAACUGGAACUGCUGGAAUGAGACAUCACACUUUACAACGGUGUCGCUUAGCAAUGGAGUUCCCGGUCCCAAUUACUGUUGUUACCCAGAACUACCUGUAGACAUUAUGUUGUAGCAUCAUGCAUGCAUUGGGCGCCUUCCUGGCAACUGCCUGGGCCAGCCCCUGCAGUUUUCUUGGCAAGAUUUUGGAACUGCUUUGCCAUUGACAUUU